Messenger RNA from Parascedosporium putredinis, 2094 nucleotides. Lineage: Eukaryota; Fungi; Ascomycota; Sordariomycetes; Microascales; Microascaceae. The record is from the annotation of a GenBank genome assembly.
AUGGAGCAGCGCAGCUUCGGGGGAGAGGGGGUACGGCUCUACCUCGGCAGACUCGCCCUCGGCCACCGUGACACCCAUCACCUCCCUCCUCAUCGCCAACCGCGGCGAAAUCGCCCUCCGGAUCCACAGCACGGCGCGGCGCCUCGGCAUCCGCACCACGACCCUCUACACCGACCCGGACGCCUCCUCCCAGCAUGCCGCGUGCUCGCCGCACGCGCUCUCCUCGGCGCCGCGGCGGGCUACCUCGACGGCGACCGCAUAAUAUCGCUGGCCAAGAAGCACGGCAUCCAGGCCCUGCACCCGGGCUACGGUUUCCUGUCGGAGAAUUCGGCCUUUGCCGAAAAGUGCGAGCGGGAGGGCAUCGUGUUCGUGGGCCCGCCGGCCAAGGCCAUGGCGGAUAUGGGCGACAAGGCGCGCAGCAAGGAGAUUAUGACGGCGGCGGGCGUGCCGUGCGUGCCGGGCUAUCACGGCUCGCAGCAGGGCGAGGCGGAGCUACUCGCGCACGCGAGGGAUGUCAGGUUUCCUGUUCUGCUCAAGAGCGUCAAGGGUGGCGGGGGCAAGGGCAUGAGGAUCGUCAUGACGGAGGAGGAGUUUCCUAGGCAGUUGCAGAGCGCUAGGGCCGAGGCUAGGGCGUCCUUUGGAGAGGGUGGCGAGGUCAUGCUUGUGGAAAAGUACAUUGUCCGGCCUAGGCACGUCGAGUGUGCAGAGGAGACACCAAAGGUUCUGGAAGAGUCGCCCGCGCCCGACCUGGACGACGUCACCAGGCUCGACCUCUGGGAUAAGGCGAGGUUGGCGGCGUCGGCGGUGGGAUACGUGGGCGCCGGCACCGUCGAGUUCAUCCUCGACAAGGACACGGGCGAGUUCUACUUUAUGGAGAUGAACACCCGCCUGCAGGUCGAGCACCCCGUCAGCGAAAUGGUCACGGGCACCGACCUGGUCGAGUGGCAGUUUCGCGUGGCGGCGGGCGAGAAGCUGCCGCUGACGCAGGACGAGAUCGUGGAGCGCAUCAAGGAGCACGGCGCCGCCAUCGAGGCGAGGAUCUACGCCGAGAACCCGGACAAGGGCUUCAUGCCCGACUCGGGCAAGCUGAUCCACCUCUCGACGCCCGCGACGAGCGAGGACAUUCGCAUCGAUGCCGGCUUCGUCGAGGGCGACACCGUGUCCGAGGCCUACGACGGCAUGAUUGCCAAGCUCAUCGUGCGGGGCAAGGACAGGGAGACGGCGAUCCGCAAGAUGGAGGUGGCGCUGCGGGACUACGAAGUCGUGGGGCUGAGCACCAACAUUGAGUUUUUGAAGCGCCUGUGCCGCGAGGAGGCCUUUAUCCAGGGCGACGUCGAGACGGGCUUCAUCGACAAGUGGAGGGAGAGCUUGUUCAAGCCCACAAAGUACCCCGACGAGGUGUUUAUCCAGGCCGCGCUCGCCACCCUGACGUCCUCCUUUGCGGACGAGGGCCCCCACGGCCAGGUCCUCGGUUUCGAGGCCGCCCCGCCCACGAGCCAGAGGCAGCUGGCGUUCAAGCUCAUCACUAGCAACGAGGACCAAAAGGAAGAAAUUGUCCGCGUGUCUGUCUCGCGCGUCGGGAACCGGCUGUACAACGUCGAGGUCCUCCGCGACGACGGCCAGACCGAGCCCGCGCGCUACGACAACGUGGUGUGCGACGCCGCCGCUGCGCCGAGCAAGAGCCGCCUCACCACGUUUUUCCCCAACCAGAGGGUCGAGUCAACCGUGGUCGUGAGCCGGGACGCCGCGAGCCCGAUGCGGACGCGCCUCGCCGUGUUCCAGCACGGCACCAAGUCGGAGAUGCAGCUCCUGCCGGCGACGUGGCUGGAAAAGGCGCUCGGUACCAAGGAGUCGGCUGCGUCGGUGGUUGCGCCGAUGCCCUGCAAGAUUUUGAAGAAUGAGGUCGAGGUUGGGCAGGAGGUGAAGAAGGGGACGCCCCUUGUUGUCAUCGAGUCGAUGAAGAUGGAGACGGUGAUCCGGUCACCACAGGAUGGCGUAAUCAAGAAGCUGGCGCAUAAGGAAGGUGAUAUCUGCAAAGCGGGCACUGUUCUUGUUCUGUUUGAAGAGGCGCCGGUGGCCGAGGAAACGGCGUAA